UCACACCUGUCAUUGAAAGGAGAGAUAAAGAGGGCGGUACAAACAGAACAGGAAACCUAGAUAAGAGUCAAAGUUGACUUAGUCGAGAGAGAGGAGGAAAAAGGAAACAGUUCAUCAAAGACAGAGGACGGAGCAAAUUGCCAACAGAAUAGGGAGACACUUAAAGCAUGCGAAAAACUUGGUCUGCCACAUUGAAAGGGUGAAAAACGGUGUCAGUGGUCAAGGGAAGUGACGGCACAACAAAUGGCCAACUCAUCUACCGUCAACACAUCCGUUCUUUCAUCAACCUUCUCCAUGUCUACGUUAUCACACUCCUCCACAACUCAGGCCCCUUCAGAUCAAAGUUGUUCAUUUGAUGACGCAGCGCUCCGUCUGCCCCUCGCAGGACUCUAUUCCCUUUUUUUCCUCAUCGGUCUGGUCGGCAACCUCUUCGCCCUGUGGGUCUUCCUUUUUUUACAAGUGAGUCGCAACUCUGUGCGGGUGUUCCUCAUCAACUGUGCUGUGGCUGACCUGGUCCUCCUGGUGUGCUUGGCCUUCAGGAUCCACUACCACAUGAAUGGAAAUGAGUGGGUGCUGGGGCAGACCGCCUGCAGACUCGUGGGAAAUUUGUUCUACAUGAACAUGUACAUCAGUAUUUUGUUGCUGGGAUUCAUUAGUCUGGACCGAUACCUCCGGUUGAACAUGAGCGGCAGGUCGCGAAAGUGCAUGUCGAUCAAGCUGUGGGGACAGAGUUGGGCCUUAUGCGGAGUACUGUGGGGUAUGUCCUUGCUGGGGUGCGUGACUAUGAUUGUGACAGCUGAAGACAAAGAGGACACUGGCAAGUGUUUCCAAUUCAAGCAUCGCAGCAGCAAUGCCAAGGGAAAAGCAUAUUUCAACGGACUGCUGGUGGCUGCUUUCUGGCUCAUCUUCCUGGUGCUGAUCGUGUCCUACGCCAAAAUUGCAUUGCGUUUGUUGAAAGUAUCUCGGGACAAACCAGACUUGCCCAAUGCCUCUCGCUACCAGCGAACAGCUAAGAAAUCCUUCUUUGUCCUUUUUGUGUUCACCAUCUGCUUCAUGCCGUACCACACCUUCCGCCCGGUCUACAUUCUCUCACAGCUCAACAAGUCGCUUCCAUGUGAAUACCUGCAGCUGGUGGACCGCAUCAACGAGAUCAUGCUCGUAUUGUCUGCAUUCAACAGCUGUCUGGAUCCAGUCAUGUAUUUUCUUUUGUCUGGAUCAGUGCGCAAAACUGCCAUGCAGGCUCUCGGCCAACGAAUUGGCAACUUGUUUGCCUUCCAAACUGAGGCGACGUACAACAGCUCCACGAUGGAGUUCCGGCGAUCCAGUGUGCCGAUCGCUUUGCCCAACAACUGGAACAAUAACUCUGUGACUCCGAGAGCCAGUCUUUACGUGGUCAGCGCCGUCGAGCCAAAAGAUGUGACCACAUUGCUCACCAACAAAGACUGAAACGUCGAACCAAACAAUGCUUCUGCUGUCGCACACGUCAUUGUUGCCUCAUGCACCAGUGGUUUUGGUAGCAGUUUCAGACCGAUUGUGCUCUUCCAGUUAGACUGACUUAGAUUGUGUUAAUUCCACUGUGGCUAAGACCAUUGAGAGUUAAAAUAUUACAGUAACAGUCUUCAGUCUCAAAAGGCUUGUGUUUCAGGAGGAAACACUCAUUUUCAUAAAAAUUAUUCUAACCACACACAAUGAUGUGUGCCAUUCCAGUAUAACCAACAAGCUUUCAUGUAAUUAAAAUGGAAUUCAUCAAAGAUAACAUUAUCAACUAUUUAAGAAAUAAUAAUAAGCAUUACUUUUUGAUAUAAGGCAAACACCAUUGUACUCAUUAGAAGUAAAAUAAUCUUGCAAAAAAUGUCAAGGAAAUAUUUACAUCUCCAUUAUUGUUCAUUUGCUUUGCUGUUUUGAUACCUUUUUUAUUACUAGCCUUGUUAUUGCUAGAAAUAAUUUAAGACUAAAAUGAGUCAGUGAAUAUCAAGUUAUUUACCGUCGUGUUUUUGUCUCAUGAUUGCCUAAUAAUAUGAGAUUAUUGUGCAUUUUUAAUUUUUUUAAUAACCGUUUUAAUUUAGUACAGUUGUGGAUUACACUGAUUAUUAAAUUCAUUUUAUUUUGAUACGGUAAUUGUGAUUUGGACAUAGAUAAUCACGAAAACUCAACCAAUACUGUGUCUUUUACAUGUAAAUGAAGCUCUGUAUUGCUGGAUUUGUCUGGGUUAGGACCGCUCCAUCUGGCCUGGUGGUAUUUGACAUCUGUGUGAGGUUAAUCCAAUUGCUGAGUGCCUGAUGAUAAUCUGACUAUCAGGACUCCAAACAAACGCACAUUGUAAUUACAGAGACAUAAAGGGGCAUGAUUUAAAGAUCAGCCCCCAGAAGGGGAUUCCCGUUAGAUGAAAAUGUCACUGAACAGUCGAUGACGCUUGUUCUGCAUACUGACGUGUUUUCUGCUGAUAACACUUCAAUGGGAAAUUUUGUCAUUUAUUUCGUGGGUUGUACGUGAAAAGGUCCGGUGGUUUUACCUUUACAUCGCGGUGGAUCACGUUGUUGUCAUGGCAGUACCGAAGAGCUUCCAAAAUCUGCCUCAUAUAAUGACUGCAGUUUAACAAGAGAGAAAAUGUGUUGGUCAAAGAAUACAUGAAUAUAUAUAUGAGCACUUAAAAUGCCUUGAGGGAUUAACAAAAAGGUUUUAAGAUAUAAUGUCACACUAAAAAAAGUAAAGGUUAAGGAAAACAUUUUUGCAUCUCUUUUAUAAAGAAGCCAAAAUGAGUACUUUGCUAGUUUCAUGGGGACCACCUAAAAAAUGGUGAGUCAAAAGCAAGAAUGUAUCAUCGAUUGUUACCAGACUUCCAAGCUUACCUGGCCACUGCUUCACUGUACACGAACCCAGCAUCAGCUCGCUUCACGAUUUCAAAACACAGGUCAGCUCCAUCCAUACUUCAAAGAAAAAAAGGAUUCAGGUUCAUUGUUUUGCUUGACAUGAGGAAUUUUAAUAAAAGGUUCAUGAAAA
Molecule: messenger RNA, 3000 nt
Organism: Synchiropus splendidus (mandarinfish)
Lineage: Eukaryota; Metazoa; Chordata; Actinopteri; Syngnathiformes; Callionymidae
Product: probable G-protein coupled receptor 34
Exons: 2
Coding region: 244-1446 (400 amino acids)
Biological process (GO): G protein-coupled receptor signaling pathway
Cellular component (GO): membrane
Molecular function (GO): G protein-coupled purinergic nucleotide receptor activity
Source: RefSeq, a predicted model, not a curated record